Molecule: messenger RNA, 453 nt
Organism: Macrosiphum euphorbiae (potato aphid)
Lineage: Eukaryota; Metazoa; Arthropoda; Insecta; Hemiptera; Aphididae
Source: the annotation of a GenBank genome assembly
AUGUCGUCAUCGUCUUCGCGGUCGCAAUCUGGAGAGCAACGGGUGGCCAAGUUCGAGACGUUCAUCAACGACGUGCUCAAGGACAGCCUAAGGCAGAUCUCGGCUGCUCUGGAUGUGAUCAACGACCAGAUUUCGGAACUGGAAGACGUGCGCAACACCGUGGACACAAUGAGUCGGCUGGCGGGUGAACUUCCGGCCGGAAAGCCAUUGAAGACUCGUGUCAACGUGGGGUGUGACUUCUUCAUGCAGGCCAAUGCGGACGUCCGGACGUUCUUGGUGUGCGUGGGGCUGGGAUAUUAUGUCGAGUACACCAGGGACGAGACACUGGCUCAUGUCCGGGUCCGGACCAAAUUGCUCAAAGAGCGGGCGGACGAUCUCCGAGACAAGGGGGCCCGGGUCCGAGCUCAAAUCACCCUGGCCCUGCACUGCAUACAGGCAGAGCAAGGCUUAUAG